This is a messenger RNA of Atta colombica, 1287 nucleotides long. It is a transcript of the gene Sirt2, whose product is annotated as NAD-dependent protein deacetylase sirtuin-2. NCBI's taxonomy places the organism in Eukaryota, Metazoa, Arthropoda, Insecta, Hymenoptera, Formicidae. The transcript is spliced from 6 exons. The record is from RefSeq and is a predicted model, not a curated record. Gene Ontology annotation, molecular function: histone deacetylase activity, NAD-dependent; NAD+ binding. The coding region runs from base 102 to 1196 and encodes 364 amino acids.
UAAGAUUUCUAUCGUGUUAUCCGUGAAAUGAAUAUAUACUCGAUAGUUAAUAGGCAAAUCGCAUUUCGCAGAAUUAAACAUUAAUCGUAUUGAAUCACAAUAUGGAUAAGGAGGUUAAAAAAGAUCAAAAAGAUGAUAGUCUAAAUGUGGAAAAACAAAAUGUUUUAUCUGAAUCAGAAGUAGAAAAUUAUUCUGAGAUGGAAAAAUUACGUAGAUAUUUAGCUCAAAAAUUAAGACUUGUUGACUUGCCAGCAAAUGAUCAAAAUAAUGAACCACAGCAAUUGGUUCUUUCCAAACUCAGUUUAGAUGGAAUUGUUGAGUAUAUUAAAGAAAACACAAAUUGCAAAAUCAUUACCAUGGCAGGUGCUGGAAUCUCUACCUCUGCUGGAAUACCAGAUUUUCGGUCUCCAUCUAGUGGACUUUAUCAUAAAUUAGAUAAGUAUAAUUUACCCCAUCCGCAAGCUAUUUUCGAAUUAGAUUUUUUUAUGAAGAAUCCAGAACCAUUUUUCACUCUCGCAAAGGAAUUGUUGCCAGAAGGCUUCAAACCUACUAUAAGCCAUUAUUUUAUUCGUCUAUUGUCAGAGAAAGGUUUGUUGUUGCGACAUUAUACACAGAAUAUUGAUACGCUAGAACGUGUAGCUGGAUUAUCAUCUGACAAACUAGUGGAAGCUCAUGGAACAUUUCAUACUGGUCAUUGUCUUAAGUGCCGAGCGCCUUAUACACUUCUGUGGAUGAAAGAAAAAAUAAUAGAAGGCAUAAUACCAAAAUGUGAAGAAUGUAAUGAAGGUGUUGUAAAACCAGACAUAAUCUUUUUUGGUGAAACGUUACCCGAACGCUUCCAAAUACUUGCUGAUCGAGAUUUCAUACAAGCUGAUCUUUUAAUUAUCAUGGGAUCAAGUUUAGUAGUGCAACCUUUCGCAUCGCUAAUAGAUAGAGUACGAAACACUUGUCCUCGUUUACUCAUCAAUAAUGAGAAAGUAGGUACGCAAGACCGUCUAUCACGUUUCUUAGGAUUACGGCAGGGUUUGGUAUUUGAUAUCAAGAGCGCACAUGGAGGACGCGAUGUAGCUUGGUUGGGUGAUUGUGACACAGGUUGUCAACUACUAGCGGAUAAACUUGGCUGGGGGGAUGAAUUGCGAGCUCUCAUGCAAAGAGAACACGAAAGAUUGAAAGUAGAAGAUAAAAGUGAUAAUUAACUGAUGUUGCUUGAAUAAUGCUAUUUAGUGGUUUUUCUUUAGAAUGAAUAGAUUAUCUUUUUAUUAACACUGUCAUUUGAAAAACAUUAAA